Verticillium nonalfalfae is the source of this 498-nucleotide messenger RNA. It is a transcript of the gene ATP16, whose product is annotated as delta subunit of the central stalk of mitochondrial F1F0 ATP synthase, atp16. Gene Ontology annotation, biological process: proton motive force-driven ATP synthesis. The record is from RefSeq and is a predicted model, not a curated record. The transcript is spliced from 5 exons. Bases 1 to 498 code for a protein of 165 amino acids. NCBI's taxonomy places the organism in Eukaryota, Fungi, Ascomycota, Sordariomycetes, Glomerellales, Plectosphaerellaceae. Gene Ontology annotation, molecular function: proton-transporting ATP synthase activity, rotational mechanism.
AUGAACUCCCUCCGCAUCGCGCGCGCCGCUCUCCGAGCACGCCCUGCCGCUAUCCGCGUGCCUCUCCAGCGCCGCACCUACGCCGAUGCCGUCCCCGACAAGAUCAAGCUGAGCCUGUCGCUCCCCCACCAGCCCAUCUACAAGUCCCAGGAUGUCGUCCAGGUCAACAUCCCCGCCGAGUCUGGCGAGAUGGGUGUCCUCGCCAACCACGUUCCCUGCAUCGAGCAGCUGAAGCCUGGUCUGAUCGAGGUCAUCGAGGAGAGCGGCGGCAGCAAGCAGUUCUUCCUCUCGGGCGGAUUCGCCACUGUCCAGCCCGGCUCCCUCCUGAGCAUCAACGCCGUCGAGGGCUACCCUCUCGAGGACUUCUCCGCCGAGGCCGUCCGCACCCAGAUCGCCGAGGCCCAGAAGGUCGCCAACGGCAGCGGAAGCGAGCAGGACAUUGCUGAGGCCAAGAUUGAGCUCGAGGUUCUCGAGAGCCUGCAGGCGAACCUGAAAUAG